Solenopsis invicta (red fire ant) is the source of this 4107-nucleotide messenger RNA. RefSeq names its product ubiquitin-conjugating enzyme E2 R2. Gene Ontology annotation, molecular function: ubiquitin conjugating enzyme activity. NCBI's taxonomy places the organism in Eukaryota, Metazoa, Arthropoda, Insecta, Hymenoptera, Formicidae. The transcript is spliced from 5 exons. Gene Ontology annotation, biological process: ubiquitin-dependent protein catabolic process; protein polyubiquitination. The coding region runs from base 1083 to 1799 and encodes 238 amino acids. The record is from RefSeq and is a predicted model, not a curated record.
AAACGCGCCGUCGACGAUGGAGUCGUGCCAGACCGAUUCCGCCAUUUUAUAAGCUAGUUUCUUUUUUCAUCGUAGCGAUUGAAUAAAAUUAAUGCGACCUGCUGGCUAAGCUGGCUUCCGGGCAAACAGGUCGCCGCGUAAAGUUCCGAGAAGAGAUGAGAAUAACGGGGCCGAGGCGACGCUGACGUAUCUCGUUUCGGUUGAGCGUUCGUCUUGGACGUGAGAAAGCGUACAGUACUCGUUAUCCCUGAUCUUUUCAGUCUUUUCAUCUAAUUAAUUUUCAUCAUCCAAUUUAAUUUAAUUCCGGGUAACUGCUACUUUGGACGGAGCGCAGUAAGCGCAGUUGCUUUCCGAGAAAUCUUAAUCACGCUCCCCCGUCGCGAAGAGGUGGUUUUUAAAUCGAGGAACUCUCCAGUCGAGGAGCCGAGGCAAGCGGGUCGCGCGUGCGCGACUGUUUGAUCGCUGACGCAAGGGAGUACGUCAGCUGUUUUGUUAGACUCUCUCGCGGCGGAUAGACGUGCGUGUGCGUCCGUCGUCGUCGUCAUCGUUGUUGUCGUUGAUCGUUGUCGUCGUCGUCGUCGCCGUCGUUGCCGUUGCCGUCACCGUCACCGUCGUUGUCGGGAGAUGCAUCGGGUGUUGUAUUGUUGACUUGGUGGGGCAUCUCUCUCUCUCUCGCGCAACUUUCGUCCGUCACACGGCAACGGGCUCUCGCGCACCUUUGUUCGCCGUACGCGCGCGUGAGAAGAACUGCGUGCGCGUUUCCGUGCGAUUCUGCGUGCGGACGACGCGUUCGCGUGCGUGUCGCCGUCGCCGUCGCCGUCGAGGCAUCACGCGCUCGCUCUCGCUCUCGCUCUCGCUCUCAUCGCCUCGGAUCGGAUCCUCGGGAGAGCGACCCCGAUUGAUCCCGCGGGACGUAGGACGUUCCGCGCGUGUGGGAGACGUCCGUCCCGGACCCCGUCGUCCGUGACUACUCUUGACGCGACAGAAUCGGAAACGUCCUCGUUCGUAGUGGUAGACACACAUUGUGAUACUCCGAUAGAUAGAGAGAGACAGACAGAGAGAAGAGUAGAGAGUGGAAAAACAUGGCACAGCCGACGAGCAGCGCGCUACGGGCGCUCGCCCUGGAAUACAAGAGCCUGCAGGAGGAGCCCGUCGAGGGCUUUCGCGUCAAACUGGUCAACGAGGACAACAUGUUCGAGUGGGAAGUCGCGAUCUUCGGUCCGCCCGACACUCUCUAUCAGGGCGGAUAUUUCAAGGCACACAUGAAGUUCCCGCCGGAUUACCCGUACAGUCCACCGAGCAUUCGUUUCAUGACAAAAGUUUGGCACCCGAAUGUAUAUGAGAACGGUGAUCUGUGCAUAUCAAUUCUGCACCCACCCGUUGAUGAUCCACAGAGCGGCGAAUUGCCCUGUGAGAGGUGGAAUCCGACGCAAAAUGUCAGGACCAUCCUGCUAUCGGUAAUCUCGUUGUUGAAUGAGCCCAACACAUAUAGUCCAGCCAACGUUGACGCGUCUGUGAUGUACAGACGCUGGCGUGAUUCCAAAGGAAGAGACAAGGAAUAUGAAAAUAUCAUAAGAAAACAAGCUCAAGCUGCCAAAAUGGAAGCGGAAAAAGAAGGUAUUGUCGUGCCUGUAACUCUGGAGGAUUAUUGCAUAAAGACUCGAGCGAGGCCGGCCGAACAACAACUAGAUAUGACAGACUUCUACGAUGACGAGUACGAACUGGAUGACGAUGAGGAUGAGCAGUUGAGCGCGACCGAUUACGAGGAUGGCGACGAUAGUGGCAAUGGGGAAUCGUGAUCCAUUUCUUAAAUGAUAAUAAAAAAAACCGCGAAUUCGCUAAUUAUUAUAUAUCAGUUCUGUAUAGAUUAAUAAAUUAACGAGCUUCUAAACCGGAUGCUCUUCUAUUUUUUUUUUUUUUAGAUGUGCUACUAAAUUCAAGUAAAUAUAUAUUCUUUUAUUGAAAUCGUAUAUAUCUCUCUUAAACCAUCGUCAAUAUUGCCACUUAUGUUUUGUAAACAAAUUCAUAUCUAGAUAGACAAACUCUUGCAUGAGUUGCACGUUUAUUUCGAAAGCACAUUGUGCAUAUAUAUGUACAUAUGUAUAUAUGCUUCAAUAUGAUUUUAUAUUUUUGACUAUAAAAUAAAAAAUUUAUAGGCAAGUCGCAGGUUGAACAUCAUUACUACAGUUUGUAACUUUUUGUUUAAAAAAAUAAAAUAAUUUUCAUAAUUACUUUUAAGGAAUAAUAAGAUUACCUGCUCAAUGGUGGUUUAUGAAAGAUAGUAUUCUUUAACUCUCGCACUCUGUCGAAAUAUUUGUUAGCGAAAAUUGGAUUAUUUUGUGAAUAUUUAUGAUGCAUAUUUAGAAAAUCUUAAUUAUUUUAUAUUGUGUGCAUAAUGUAAUAAACAUACACAUAUUAAGCUUAAUAUAUGUUAUACGUAUUACACAAAUGUACGGUGUAUGUAUUAUAUAAAUAUGUAAUACAAUACUUUGCGGAAUUUCAUUAUAAAAAAAUUACAUAAAAAAAAUUAACAAAGCUACAAAGAAUGAUCCAAUUUUGGCUGGCAGAGAGUUAAUAGAACGAUUGGAAUGUUAAAUAAUCAUAUGAAAUUAUAUAUGGAGAAUUCCGUGUUUACAAGCUCUUUAACUUAAGCAAUAUGCAUACGGCGCGCGUGCGCACGAUGGAUAUAAGUACUAUGGAUAGGAGCACUUUGCUUGUUGUGUUGUGGCUGGCACUUUGAUCCUUUUAAAUAGAAAUGGACCAAUUGAUUUACCUUGCAAGGACAAACGUUCGAUAAAAAUGAUCAUAUGUAAGUACUAUAAGUACACGAUCAAUUUUUUUUAUAUAGGACAUUUAGUUUCACGCCUCUUGUUCAAAGUUGUAAACGGGUACAUCAAUUGAUCCUAAAGUAUAAUAUCUACAUAAAAUUUGCGUUGUUUUCGAUAAUUAUUUAUGAUUUUCGAUAAUUAGUUAUGAUAACACAAAGCAGAAAAAAAUCGUCAGGGGAAGAAUUUAAUCUAGUGUAAGAAAAAAUAAGCUGCCGAAGACCUGUUAAAAAUUGUCAGUAAUAAAUUUGGCAUCUUUCACACACUAGAAUCCAUAUUACAUAUUGAUAUCAUUAAUUAUAUUUAUAUAUGUAUGUGCAUCCAUAUAUCGAUGUAAUCAUACCGAUAUUUUCGCCGUAUUACUUUACUGAAUUACAAGACGAAGUUAAUAGCAACCAUGUUUUUAUUUCUUCGCGGGUCUGAACGAUAGACUCAAUCAUGGCUUUUAGAAGGAUACAACUUUUAUAUUUUAAUUUUGAUUAUGAACAUCAAAUGUCUCGAGAAGAAGAAAACUUAUAAUGAAACUUAUACGCGCUACAGCCAUAAAAGUUUAGCUUAUAAUUUUCUUAAAGAUCUCUCUUUGCUACCAUCUUACACAAGAGGAAAUGAAGCUUUCUUUAGAUAAAAUUGGUUAAAUGUAAGCUUACUAUUUAAGUGAAAGAUAUACCGGAUACAAAACUAAUCGACUUUAGUAGUGUAUCUGUGCUCGUAUGACUGAAAUUGUAAAUAGUACGUGAAACUCAAUUUUAAAGAGACACAAAAUAUAUAGGUGGUACUCUUUUACUUAUUUCUUUACUAGAGCCACUUCAUUGAAAGACCAAUAUCGGAUGUUGAAAGUGUUUAAAUGAUAAAAAAUAAAACAAGAGGACAUUUUUAAAAAAUCCCAAUAGCUAAGCAUAUACUCUGCGCUUGUAGUAGUAUUGUAGCUGAAGUGAAUAUUCCCUAGUUCCUUCGACGUAUUGUAAAAUCUUUUCUCAUUUCAUGUUUUUUCUUAUAUAGCUAUUUAAUAAUAGAAAACAUACAAAGUACUGAAAAAAAAAAACAAUAAUUUAUAUAUCGCAUAAUUCUUUCCUCCUCUUUUUGUACAUACCAAUAAAAAGUUUUUUCUUCGUACAGUUAUUAAUAAAAUUAGCGUAAUACUACCACAUGCUUUAUCGAUAAUUUAGUGAGUAUGGGUAAUGUGUCAGGUAAUAUUAAUCAUUUACUAUUAAUUACUACCUUUUUCACAUGAUGAUAGGCUAAUGUGAAGAAAUAUGUGUAAAUACAUUUUAUUAUGGCAAAA